This is a messenger RNA of Ooceraea biroi (clonal raider ant), 791 nucleotides long. It is a transcript of the gene PolE4, whose product is annotated as DNA polymerase epsilon subunit 4. Gene Ontology annotation, molecular function: protein heterodimerization activity. Lineage: Eukaryota; Metazoa; Arthropoda; Insecta; Hymenoptera; Formicidae. The record is from RefSeq and is a predicted model, not a curated record. Gene Ontology annotation, cellular component: epsilon DNA polymerase complex; nucleus. Gene Ontology annotation, biological process: DNA-templated DNA replication.
GCAUAAAGAUGGCAGUUGCUUGGAUCGGCCGUGAUAUGAGAAUUGCAUCUAAAAAAGGGGUUUUGCCGCCAGAAUCAUUUGCUGCGACCCCACGUGUAUGUCGUGAUAUGACUCCCAUCGCUUCGUGUAAGAAACGAGCGUGGAAUUUACUCAUAUUGAAGAAGCUGUAACAUAGUAUGCCAACAUGAACGAUUCGGAAACCGACGAUUUCAUCACAAGCGAAUUGAAUGAGAAUUAUGCUGAGGAAACUCCGCAAGAUCCACAAGAGGAAACCGACAAUGCCGCACAGGGUGAUGAGGAGCAACGAGAAAAGCUGGUGCGACUACCCGUGGCAAGGAUAAAGGCACUUAUCAAAAUGGAUCCUGAAGUUACUAUGAUUACUCAAGAGGCUGUGUUCCUGAUAACAAAAUCGGCGGAAUUCUUCAUCGAUUCGCUCGCAAAGGAAGCUUACAAAUACACUGCACAAGCGAAGAAGAAAAUGGUUCAAAAACGUGAUGUGGAAAGUGCGAUUGACAAUGUUGACGCACUUGUAUUUUUAGAAGGUACGCUGGACUAAUUAUGUAUCGUCUACUAUAUUUCUCCAAUCUGAUUCAUCAGGCCUGUAAAUUGUAUUAUAAAAUAUAUUUUUUCUAUUGUGUCGACAAAGUAGGUGAUAAUCAACGUUUUGUGUUCAUGAAAAGUAAACUUUUUUAACUACUACUAAUGUAUGGCAGUUGAUAAUAGAAAAUAUUGUUUUUGUAAUUGAAGUAAUAGUUAAAUAUAAUAGCAACUAAAUAAAUAUAUUUCUCCCA